Messenger RNA from Morone saxatilis (striped sea-bass), 1069 nucleotides. RefSeq names its product N-myristoyltransferase 1b (gene nmt1b). Gene Ontology annotation, cellular component: cytoplasm. Gene Ontology annotation, molecular function: glycylpeptide N-tetradecanoyltransferase activity. The record is from RefSeq and is a predicted model, not a curated record. The coding region runs from base 58 to 831 and encodes 257 amino acids. The transcript has 7 exons. Gene Ontology annotation, biological process: N-terminal peptidyl-glycine N-myristoylation. Lineage: Eukaryota; Metazoa; Chordata; Actinopteri; Moronidae.
AACCACAAAUGUGUUAGAAAACACCCCAUUUCACCCUCAGUUUCAAGGACUAGGACAAUGACUGAUCCAAACUCGCUUGAUAAGAAGCUUACAGAGGAUACGAGUGGCAGUCGCAAAGGAAACAAAAAGAAGCAAAAGAAGGAAGAUGCCUGGAAACCAGAGGGACCCAGGGACCCCAUUGUCAUGUUGAACUCCCUUCCAGAGAGCAAGCAGCAGGAGAUCCAGAGAGCCCUCCACCUCUUCUCCUUGGGACCAAGUCUGCCAAAGACCCUGCAGCAGGCCAAAAAACACACAUACCGUUUCUGGGAAACACAGCCAGUCCCUAGACUGGGUGACAGUAUUGAGACUCAUGGCCCAGUAGUAGAGGAAGCCAGUGUCCGUAAGGAGCCCUACUCUCUACCUCAAGGUUUCUCCUGGGACAUUCUGGACCUGAGCAGCCCCACGGUGUUGAGAGAGCUAUGCAUUCUACUAAAUGAGAACUACAUGGAAGAGGAUGACAACACUAUCAAAUUUGACUUCUCUCUGGAGUAUCUGCAAUGGGCUUUACAACCUCCUAACUGGCUGGCCCAGUGGCACUGCGGUGUGCGAGUAGACAUCAAUAACAAGUUAGUCGGCUUCAUCGCUGCUGUUCCUGCAGAUGUGCGCGUAUAUGAGAUGGAGAAGCGGAUGGUACAGGUCAAAUUCCUGUGUGUUCAUAAGAAGCUGCGCCUCAAGCGAAUGACUCCAGUUCUGAUCCGAGAGCUCACCAGACGGGUCAACCAGCAGGGCCUCUACCAGGCUGUCUACACUGCUGGCAUAGUGCUGCCCACACCACUAAGCUCCUGCAGGUAGUACCUGCUACACAGACAAUGACUCACACUUCACAGUGAAGCCACAAUUACCGUUUUUAAGGCCCCUGAAUGGGUUUUGACGUGAACACACAUGCUUUAUUUACUCGUUUGAAGCAGCAGAGUGCAUUUAAACAAAGGUCAUGUCACUUAUUUCUGAUCACCAAUAAAAAUGCGAUGACAGUCGUGGGAUUAUGGCUCCAGGCCACUGUCAACCAAAUCUGCUCAAACCACACCCACCC